This is a messenger RNA of Metarhizium acridum CQMa 102, 1146 nucleotides long. The record is from RefSeq and is a predicted model, not a curated record. Lineage: Eukaryota; Fungi; Ascomycota; Sordariomycetes; Hypocreales; Clavicipitaceae.
AUGGCUGCCAUCGGAGCAAUGUACUCACGAGACAAGUAUGGCGGCCUUGCUAUCGCCCUCAACGAGCUGGUACGGAGGGUCAUCAUUUAUACUCGCGAGAAGGAUCAGCGAGCCAUGUUCGACUUGAGAUUUGCGCAAGCGUCCCUCCUACAGUCCGUCUUCGGCCUAUUUUGUGGAUCACGAAUGCUGUACCAGCAUGCCGAGAUUAGCAGAGGCAGUUUGGUAACUGCGGCGAGAAGAAUGCAUCUCCUUAGGCCUAGUUUGUCAUUCGUGAAAGAGCUUCAGAAGAAUGGAAAUGAAUUCAGCGAAGAGGAAUUAAAGAAGGCGCAAGCUGAUGACGAGGAGAGGAGAAACCUGGGGUGGGGUAUAUACCUUUACGAUAUGCAGAUAUCCGCACUUCUCAAUGUUGCCCCUCUUUUGUCUGUAGGCGAGAUAAAUGUUCCUCUGCCAAGUGGUGAUGAGGCUGGAAGGGGCCACCAGCCUUCGGCCUUGGACAUGAAUUUGGGACAAGACGGGCCCAAUUUUCGAGAGGUGCUAGAGUCACUACUUUUGAAAGGAAAGCUAUCGCAACCCUUGAGUUCUUUUGGGUUGUCCAUUGUUGCAUACACUCUUUACAGACUAUGCACAGAUGCAGCCGUAUUCGAUUCGGUGUUGCCAGCGUCCAGGCCACCCCGAGAAAAUCCCUAUCGUCUUGCCUUCCCGCCUACGUUUAGAUUCAACCCGCAACAGCUCCUCGACCAACUUUCUGCAUCGUGUCAUUCCUUGCCCAAUAAGCCCAACACACUCAUACUAAGUGUAACUGCUCUUUCACACCUGGGCCACAUUCAGUUCACAUGGCCCAAUUUUCUUCAAAACAUCAAGGUAGCGGCGGGGAAAUCUGGAACAGAUGAGAGCAAGGCGGACGCUCGGGAAUGGGUUCGAGCUCGCAUUGAAGAGGACCCAGUUAUCACGAGGGGGUCUGACAAUAGCGCUGCAAGUGACUGGAUACAACAUGGGGGCGAGAUAGCAUUUCAGGGCCUCGGAAGCAUGUCUGAACUGACCAUCUCUAAAGUUCUGUCAAUCUUUAUUGAGCGGUUGGAAAGCAUGUCGUGGGGUAUAGCUCAACGAUUCAAACAUGUAUUACUAAGUCUACAAAGGGAAGAGUAG